Molecule: messenger RNA, 541 nt
Organism: Hydractinia symbiolongicarpus
Lineage: Eukaryota; Metazoa; Cnidaria; Hydrozoa; Anthoathecata; Hydractiniidae
Exons: 3
Coding region: 113-490 (125 amino acids)
Source: RefSeq, a predicted model, not a curated record
CUGAAAACCGGAAGACAAUUCUUAACCGGAAGAUAAUCCCGUUUUCUGAAAAGUAAAUAAAUAUUAUUUUCUUAGAACAGCUAAGAAAACAAAACAAAAACAUGUAAAAGAGAUGAAUCUACAAUACAUUUUAAAACAAGUUUGCAGUUUUACCUCCUUCCUUUUAGAAUUUAUCAAUAUGAAGAUUUCUUUCGCUGUUGUGUUAGUGGGGCUUUUCUUGUUGGCGUUCAGUACUACAGAUGGACAUCCUAUUGCAUGGUUUGCAAGAAUAGCUGCCGCACUUGGUGUAAAAUUGGCGAAAAACAGCUACUAUGCUCGAUGCAACACCCGUCUUGUACCCUCUGGAAUGAAUUGUCCAUCUGUUGUUUACGGAGUUGGACUGUCAAGAGGAUCUGCUCAACAAGCUGCUAAGUUUUACGCUAGCUCAGUUGGUGACAGUGGUUGUGCCAGAUAUGUUGGACAUUGUCAAAUUAAAAAAUUUAUCAAAUAGUUUGUUGUGUGCUUCUUUGAUUCCUAAAAUGCAAAAAAAAAUAUCAAUUUA